Molecule: messenger RNA, 6548 nt
Organism: Daphnia pulex (common water flea)
Lineage: Eukaryota; Metazoa; Arthropoda; Branchiopoda; Diplostraca; Daphniidae
Gene: Mrtf
Product: myocardin-related transcription factor A-like
Exons: 8
Coding region: 1277-4711 (1144 amino acids)
Source: RefSeq, a predicted model, not a curated record
CAAAUGGUUGUGUGAACCCUGUGCAGCUGUGCAUUACCUCUCUAUUGUGCACACAAUCGGAGAGGGUAAAAGGAGAGCUCUCCCUGCAGUUGUGUGUGAUGAAAAUCCCUUCCAUUCUGGCAGCUGUUUGUCUUCCAGGCAACACAUUCAGCGUGCGGCGCUUGUUCGCUGGCCCACUCUUUUUCGUACAGACCGUCAACGAUCUCUCGCGACGCCUUGCUUCUAUUUUUAAACGAAACACGUCUGCUGCCCGGAGCUUAAGGGAGAAACAUAGAGAAAAGAAGAACAGCCCCGUGUGCGCCCCGUGAAGAAGCCGCCACAACCUUAGCCGUUUUCUCCAUCUUAAUAGUUACCCAGGCAUCGCUGGGCUGGUAGAUUUCCGUUUUUCCGUCUUCUUUUCUUUUUAAUCACAUCUCUGUAUGCCCCUUUCGACUCAGUUGGGGUCUCUCUCCGGCUAUCAUCCGCCAGUCGACAGUCGGCGCCCGCGUGUCGGCCACGGAUCAGCCACAGUCCUUCCUACGCGCUCUCCACUGAUUCAAAUCGACUCGCUAACAAUCAUGUGGCUUCUCUAUUGCUGAACGGAAAAAAACCCUUGAUUUCAUCGCCUCCCAUUUGAUUGGUGUCGAUCCCCCCACCCACCCCUCUCAAAUGCCUGUGAGCACCUUGACGGACACUGUCGCAACAACUUUCGGCACUCACGCAACCGUGAGUUGCUCCUAUUGCCGAGGUGAGAGAGCCUCUUGAACAAAAACAAACGCCAACGCAAAAGUCUUUUAUCCGACUUUUUGUUUUGCUCCCUUCUUAUUCUCGUCUACGUCUAGCCCAGGUUUUAAAUUUAGCCAGCCUCUCAAAUACACAUUAGCCUAAUUAUAUUCGCCUCGAAGAGUAGGAAGCAAAGGGAAAUGCCUAUUCCUCCUUUUUUUUUACAAAUUGGGUAGAGGGGAAAUAGAUUCUUCGCGUUAGUGUGUGUGUGUGUGUACUCUCUCCCAACGACGCUGGAAUGUUUGUUUGGGCAUGUCGAAUGUAUUUUUACCGGCGUGGUACGAUUUCCCCAGUCAGAUUCAACGAAACCGACCCCAACACACACAUACAGAGAGAGAGACAGAAAAAAGAGUUGGGUGUAAGAGAACGGCGUGUUAGUGGCGGAGGGUGCGGACGGUGGCGAGGAAAAUCAGCCUCGUUGUUCUAAACAUUGCAAGAGCCACCGAGAAGUUUUUCGUAGAUUGCUUUUGGUGAACGCUAAAUUAGAAAGACAAAGCGCGACAGCCUUUUUCCGAUGCGAACAGAUUGCGGCGGACCUUGCGAGUCUCAUUCUUUGGAAGAUCGCCGUUGGACGGUCCAUUUGGAUCGGGACCUUCUCCAUUUUCUCCUCUCGGUUUAUCCGCACUGGUUUGAGGACCGGACGGCGGACUACGAAAUGUUGUCUGAGCACGAAGGAGGAGGAGGCAGUGACAAGUCGGAAGACUCCUCCUCAUCCGAUUCCGACUCGUCGUCGCCCUCGUCACCGCCCAGAGUGGACGACUCUCCGCUACAGAAAUGCAUGGAUCGCAACAAGCAAUCCCUGAAGGUGAAGCUGAUGAUGAGACGGCCUUACAUGCAAUUAGUGGACCAAGGAAUCAUGCCGCCAUUGAAGACUCCAGCAUCGUUCCACGAGCAGCGCCAGAAAUUGCAACGGGCCAAAAUGGGUGACCUGCUUAAGCACAAGAUUCAACACAGACCGGACCGGACUGAGCUCAUCCGCCAGCACAUCCUCGAAGCUGACACAGGCAAAGUGGAUCCAUCGCUGGCUGAGCGUCAGCGCAUGCUAAAACGGGCCCGAUUGGCCGACUCGCUCAACGACCAAUUGUCUCACCGGCCUGGCCCGCUGGAGUUGAUCCAGAAAAACAUCCUCCAUACAGACGAAAACGUUGAGCGAGCUGUCAAAGAAGGCCAGAUUUCUUUUCGAGCGACUUGUGAAGGAUCUGCUAUCCGACCGUCGCAUCCCAUCCGCUACGUCACACCCGAAGGGGACGAUAGCAGUUCGGAAGGUGCCCUGUCUCCCAGCCAGGAUGGAUCGCUAGAUGGAUGCCUGAGCAAUGGAGGAAUGGCUGGCUGCGCUGGGACCUCUAAUAUGACGGCAGCAGGAGCUUCCUCCAGCCCUGCGACCGUGGCUUCAAGCCCCGGAUCGCUCAGCUCCGUUGCAUCGCCGGCCACUUCGCUGGUGGUGGCGCCGUCUCCGCCGCCACCUCCGCCGAUGCCCAUGCCUACGCCGCAACCACAAAAGAAAGUGGAGCAAGCUCCCGUUCCUCCUCCGCCACCUCCUCCACCUCUUCCAGUUGUGCCUUCCUCUUCAAGCUCAUUGCCCGUCGUCAUCAAGACUGCUUUGGAUAUUUCGAAAAACCGUAACCGGAAGAAGUCGAAACAAAAGUGUCCGCCAAAGCCGCGCACCAUUAAAUUCCACGAGUACAAAGGGCCGCCAAAUGCACAAAAACUGCAGCCGGCCAUCCCAUCUGAUGUGGAAUCUUCGUACGAACUUCUACUCCAGCAGCAGCAAUUGUUCCUCCAGUGGCAACUGGAAUGGCAACACAAAUACCCGCAAAUUAUCUUGCCGGCCAAACCGCCCUGCAGCAGUCCGUCGGCUCACAAUGCCGCCGUUGUUGCAGCUGCUGCUGCAGCAGCAGCAGCAGCGAGUGGGGAAGAUGCUGCCAACAAUUUGACGGCUGCGAUACUGGCCGUCAGUUCAUCCCUGCCGUCUUCGAAUUGCUCCGCCGCGGCUCCUUCACCAUCCCCUAGCCUUUCAGAGUCGGUGACUUCCGUUGUCGCUUCCACCACGCCCAGCAAUUUAACUCGAAUCACGGUCCGGCUAGAGGAAAUGAAGGUCAGCGAUUUGAAGGCUGAAUUGAAGAAGCGUAACUUGCCCGUUUCCGGAUCGAAGCCGCAGUUAAUUGAUCGUCUACGGCCGUUUAUCGGCGAGGAAGGAACACUAACGGCCACCCGGUCCUUGUCUCGUCGCGGAUCGCAGAGCCAAUUGCAACAACAGCCGCUCCCGACGUCGUCGUCGUCGCAAAUGUUGUUGGCUGAAGACGUGGGACCUAUGCCUUCACCUCCGGCCAGCAACGCCUCACGACGAGUUUCGUGCAGUAGUCUGGAUGGAAGCAUCAGCAGUUUCAGGGCGGGCAGUAGUGACAUGUUAUUACCUUCGCUGUCACCAACGAGCUCGGCGGCUUCGUGUUCAAUGUCACCCAGUCCAGGUUCCGUCCGUCCUCCUUCUGUCAUCAAUAUGGACAUGGACAUUGAAAUGAACGAUGCAACCAACACGUUGGAUGGCACUGACAUCAAAUUGGAAGCCCCGCCUACGCCUCCGCCGUUGCCAGUGUCGUCGACACAACAGCCAGUCGAACAACAAAUUGACGACUUGGUGCGCGGACUGCAAGAGGAGCAACGCGUGCUGAUGGAACAACAACAGAUGCUGAGACAGCAGGCAGCGGCAUCCGCUCAAGAAGAAGCCCAACAAAUUGCCAAUGUGGCGGCGGUGGUGACGGCGAACGAUCCGAAAUCGCAGCAAAGGUUUCUACUCCAGCAGCAUCUCCAGCUCAAGAUCCAGCAACAGCAGAUUCAGCAGCAAUUGGAACAGUUGCAGCAAAUCCAGCAGCAAGCGCCCCCCAGUUCUCCGGCGGCGUCGAGUAGAACGACUUCCAGCCGGAUUGCGGCCAGGGCCAACCGGAACGCCGCCAAGUUAUUAGCGUCUCGCAACAACUCUGCAACGUCAUCACAAUCCUCUGGUGAUAUGCCAGAGACCGUGUUCGCAUCUCCUUCAGCAACAUCAUCUUCUUCACAACCUUCAUCCGAGACAUCACAUCCUCGGAGACCACCUCCGCCCAAUUACAGCGAAGCAUCUCGGAUGCUGGGCAACCAUACGACACCCUCCUCGGGCAGCAGCAGCAGCAGUUCGUUGAAACCGCGCGUUUCGAUCAAAUCACAACUAGUGGACGACGUGCUGGAUAUACUAAUCCGCAACGGUGAGCUGCCUCCCAGCGCCGCUCACGAUCCUGUCACGCCGACGACUCCCCGUGAUCCUCCACCAAUGCCUCCGCCUCUUCCAUCUCAUCUAUUGACAAAGCAACAGACGCAACUUUCUCAUCCAGCUGUUUCGGCCACAGAGAUCAAGUUUCCCUACAUAGACAUCAAUGAGCUUGGCCUCAAUCUAGACCUAGACUCCCUGGGUGAGGCCAUGGAGUUGGGCGUCUACGAGAACCACACGACAGCGCAGCACUCGGCUGUCACGCCUUCGCCUUCCAUUGUCUCCGUCGAUGGACGCAACGACGAAGUCACGGCCAUGGAGAUGGAUGUCUCCGAUUGGCUCGACACGCUCCUACCGCCAUUGAACGGUUCCCAGUCGUUGCCCUUGUCUUCAAACUCAUCAGUGGCCUCGUCCACUUCGUCGUCCACCUCGGGAUUCUCCAGCCUGGGGUCCGACCAACAUCCUUUCAUGCUGCACCAGCAGCCUCAUCAGAGCUUUUCUCACACGCCGAAUCAGUUAAAUCAAUUGAAUCAACCGGUGCAUCAUCCACCUCCGUCGCAUCAACAUCAUCAACAGAUAUCAGGCGAUCCGCUCUUUUCCAGUCUGUCCUCCGAUCCUUACACGGAUCUCUUCGCAUUGGAAGACACGGAUAUGAAGCUACCAGGAUUGGGUAACACCCUGUCAUGGGAUAGGCUAGAUUUUACAGCCUAAACAACAGGUGAAACAGAAACACACUUUAUUGCUCUGUCGUUGUUUCCUCCCUCACAUCUCGUCCAUCCACACAGUCUCUCUCUCUUCUCCGUCAGACCAGUAGCUCAUUGAAUUCACCGCUACCUUGCCUCUAAUUGAUUGUUACUUUCUCUGUCUUUUUUUUUUUUUGAAAUUAUUAUUAUUAUCAUUAUUUUUGGCCAUUGCUGCCUAUAUUACAUCAACCUACACUGAUAGGUUUGUGUUUUUCUCUCACACACACACACACGCACGCAGUGACGGAAAGUGAGAGUUGCAGCCUUGAAUCCAGGGUAACGAGACAAACAAACAUAAAAAGAAAAUAAUAAAUUAAGAUUCUGGUUGCCCUGCCAAUGUGGUUUUGCGGUUUCCCCUCAUCCUGUCAAGUUAAUUUUUGUUUUUGUUUUAUGUCUUUCCUUUUCAAACCUUCGAUAUUUUUUGUUGUUGUUGCUGCGAUGGAGUAUUGCAUUCGAGCCCACCAAUUCAUAAUAUUAUUUUUUUUUUCUUGGUUUUUUUCUUAGUUUACCAACAUUCCACUAUAUCCAAGAUGAUAAUUUUUUUUUCUUUUCCCGUUUCCCUGAGUCUCUCUCGUUGCGUUUUCAAUUCCCCCUUUAGAUGCGAGAUCGUGCCUCUCGUUCUAUUUACUUUCCAAGUUUUUUUGGAAAAGGAGGGAAACAUAAGAAUAACCGUCCUGGUGGGAUUAUUUUAUAGGACCCUCCACAACACAGACACACCGCGGUUAGUUCACUCUUUGUAUUCUGUCCGGAUCAAUAACAUACACACACACACACAUAAAAUGGUUGAAGAAGAAGAAGAAAGAAAAUUGGAUCGCGUAACACGUAGAAGAAGAAGAAACCCCCCUCACGCCAUCAUAUAAUUUACCAAUGGAGUAAGAGAGGAAAUGAUCUCCUCUUUCUCUCUAUUUAUCGACCAGUGUAUUAUAGUGAAGUUGACCAGUGUCUCCCCAAACUUUCUCUCUCUUGAGCUUGAUCCCCUUUUUUUUUCGACCCUCUUUUCUAUUCCCAUUUGUUACUGAGAUAUAUUCAACAAUAGCGCUCGCUCACGCGUUCCCUAACGGUUAGCCUUGGCUUGGUUGUUUGCGUUAUUAUUAUUAUUAUCAUAAUUAUGAUUAUUCAAUCAUUUUUUUUUCUCUUUCUGUUUCCUACAAAAGCUUCGUGAAAUUGAUGAUGUCGUCCUCUUUAAAAACAAAAAAAAAAUCAUAAUGAAAAGAAAAAAAAUUAUAAAACGCUUAGCAAUUUUGGGGGAGGUCUCAGAAUGCAUGAAUUGUUUAGAUUGUCUCUAAUGAAGCACGCUCUUCGAGUCUUGAUCCGAUGGCCACUAAUUUUUGAUGAAAGGAGAAACGAAAAUUUCAUUUCUUCUCUUUGUUGUUCCCGUGUUAUGUCAUAAAAAGCUUCCGAUAUUGCGAUUUCUACUAAAAAGGCGAUUUAUUGCGUGCCUGUCCCCUGCCUAAACUCUUCUUUUCAUCUCUCUCUUUGUUUGUUUGAGCGUGUAAAGUAAAACAGAAAAUAAUUAAGUUAGUAUAAGCUGCGUACGUGUUAAUUAAUCGAUUCGACAACAACCUGUCUACAUAAUAACUGCCUCCAUUGUUUUCUAUUCAUUCUUCUUUUCCUUCCUUAUUUCCUAUCUGUAAAGUUACGAGAUGGUUUGCAAUCCAGAAGAAUAUGAAAAAGAUGUGCUUUGUUUCUAUUACCUCCGCUCCUCUCUUUCGCUGACAUGCUGGUGAAUUGUAAUUCUUAAUGUAAAUAUGCAAAACUGCAAAAAAAUCUGCAAAAACAAGAACGUUCUAUUGUCCAAAAAAUAA